This is a messenger RNA of Aptenodytes forsteri (emperor penguin), 3652 nucleotides long. It is a transcript of the gene FAM161A, whose product is annotated as family with sequence similarity 161 member A. Gene Ontology annotation, biological process: cilium organization. The record is from RefSeq and is a predicted model, not a curated record. Gene Ontology annotation, cellular component: cilium; ciliary basal body; photoreceptor connecting cilium. The transcript is spliced from 6 exons. NCBI's taxonomy places the organism in Eukaryota, Metazoa, Chordata, Aves, Sphenisciformes, Spheniscidae. Bases 84 to 2330 code for a protein of 748 amino acids.
GUUUUGAUUUGGAUUCAAAUACCAACAGAGAGCAGACCCUCUCUCUAAAUGGAGACUCUGACAAGUGGAUAGACUUUUCCAAAAUGCACAAUUCAAAUCAAGAAUAUUACUUGAAGCUAGAAGAGUUGAAGAAUGCCCACUUGGAGACCAUGGCAAAAUUAGAAAGUAUGUAUCGGAAUAAACUGUAUUUAAAAGGAGUACAACCCUCGGACAAGAAAAAUGCUGCUUCUAACACGUGUUGUAGGCCAACUUGGGAGAAGAGCUCGUGUCAGCCUCUAAAUUUGCACAAAUCCUUUUCAGACUCUGACUUAAGUGAUCCCUUAGGCUCAAGUAUAUCUGAUGGGUCUGACAAAGAAUUAGCCUUUGAAGAAAAUGGUAGUGAAACUGGAUCAUCUGCAUUUGCCAAGGAACAGAUUGAAAAAAUGUGGGACGGGUUCUCUGUGGAAGACUACGUCUCCCGCACCAAACACAGUUUACCAAGCUCACCAGCCUUCAGAAUGGUACGGAAGAAACAGAAGGCAUGGUCACCAAAAGUUACUGUGCCCAAGCCUUUCCAGAUGACUAUUAGAGAAGCUAGGAAAAAAGAACAGAAUGUGAAAUCAAAGUCACAGAUUGAAAUAGAAAAUAACUUAUUGAAGAAGCAACUAGAGGAAGAAGCAGAGUGUCAGAAAAAGUUCCGAGCCAACCCAGUGCCUGCUGCCAUCUUCCUUCCGCUCUACCAUGAAAUUGUGCAACGAAACGAAGAACGCAGGAGGUCUGUGAAAGAGAGAAGCAAACUCAAGCUCGCGGCUUCUCAGAAGCCAUUUAAAUUCAUUGAACGAGAGAAGCAAAGGAAUGAAAUUAGGAAAAUGCAAUUAAGAGACCUUUCCACACCUGAAAAGAAAACAAAACCGUUCAAAGCAAAACCAGUUCCUAAAUGUGUUUAUGGUGCAGCCGUUAACGACAAGCUAAAGGAGGAAGAGCUCUACAGAGAAAUCAGGAUCAGAAUGAGAGCUGAAGAGUUGCUACGUAAUUCAUCUCCACCCAACAGCAGACUGGCUUUAAAAGAUACCAGUAAAAGGAAGAAACACAAGUGCGUUGAACCAAAGGAAACAGAACAUAAACCCAGGAUCAAAUCAAAUGUUCCAGAUUUUGAAUUACUACACCAGAAAUUUCAGAAACGGCUCCUGCAACAAAAACAAGUGAAACACCUUACAGUCUGUGAACCUUUCGAUCUUCGUACUCCGUAUAUUCCCUCAAACAAGGGGAAGAUUUUGAAGGACAUUCAAGAGGACGAAGAAAAGUUGAGAGAAACACGCUGGCCAUAUGCCUCUCCAAGACGCAAACCUCAAAUGAGACAUUCAAGUGCAAAUUCACAUCUCUCAGGAUUUGGGGAAGCUAAAUCGCCAAAAAUCACAGAAUCCACAAGACGACGGCUACAAGCCAUGAGGAAUACACUUGCGGAAAAGAGAAAGCUGGAAGAACAACAAAAAAGGAACAGAACAAAGCAGAAACAAAGAACGAAAAAACUCAAGAAAAUUGUAACAACUCGGGCUGAGGCCAAUGACCCACAUCAGAGCCUAGCUCAGAUGUCUAAAUCCAAACUAAAAACAUUCAGGAAUUAUGAGAAGCAGAGAAUGCAAGAAUAUUUGCAAGAGUUGCAAGAAAUGGAAGAAAGAGUAAAUCAAAGGCCAUUGCUUUUUGAAAGAGUCACUCAGAAGAGUGCCAGAAUAGCUGCAGAAAAGCAUUAUUCUGACAGACUGAGAGCGCUGGGGAUAUGCCCAGAGUUUGUUUCAAAGAAAGGACAAACAACUAAAUUGCUACAAUGCUCCAGUGCUGAAGAUUUUAAUAACUCCACUGAUGCCAGAGAAAGAGUCAUCAAGGAUAAAGUGAAAGAAAGGGAAUCCUUUGAGGAAGCAGCUGACGGCAGUCCAAGGUCUGAGCAGUCUCGUGAGGAGGAGGAGGGACAGAAGAGAAAAGGUGUCAAAACCUCUGCCCAGGAUGGCCAGUCCAGAGAGCUGGAGGAUGAGGAAGAGGCAAGAACCAGCCCUUAUGCUCAUCAGCCUUGCCAUGCAGAGGAGGCUGGGUCCAGCCCCAACUCUGACCAGCACCGUGAAAAGGACGAGGAGAAGGAGGAGGAAGAAGAGGAAGCAAAGGCAGGCCUGUCGCUUGGCCAUUCCCAGGAGGAGGACGAUGAUCAGUCAAGACCCAGCUCUCGGUCUGACCAGUCCCAUGAGCGUGAAGAGGAAGGUCAGUCUGACCCUGAAGCUGAGGAUGCCUUCAGAUAUGAGGAUGAGGAAUACGAAAGUGAUGAUUCAGAAGAGAAACCCAGCGAUGAUGAAGCUGACUGAAAGGAAGGCAGACAGGAUGGCCUGGGGCUCAGGAACCUAUUUCAUUGCUGGCAGCGAAAUAGACAAAGAAAAACUUGGCACUUUGCUACUGAUACAAAAUUCUGUGAAUUUAGACCUCUUAGCUUAACAGUCUUUCCAGCACAGAAAUUUCGUCUAUUUUCCAGUAAGAAAGAUCAAGUUACUAAUUUCCACCAACAAAGGAAUUUACUUUAAUAUUAAUCUUCUUUAUUCUAGUCUUCUGUGACAUUAGUGCACCUCUGUUCAUAAAAUGAACGGCAACCACUGUUCAAUAAUGUCUUGCAUGCUGCGUUGGUAAGUACUGAGGUCUUAUGUCUAGCUCUUUCUAUGUGCUGGCAAAGCCAGAUGAGAUUUUGGAGUAGUAAUUUGCCAUUAUCAGUGCCUCCCAGUCUCAAACAUUUCAAUAUUUCUGGGGUCUGUUCCUGCAACAUCUUCUAGGAUGGCAAUGAACAGACAAGGGUUUGUUGUGCAAGGCCUCUGAGUGUUUUUAGCAGAGCAGCCACUAGGAAGACAAACUUGUUGUGCAGUUAGACAAUAUGGCCAAAUUAAUCUGUUCAAUUCCUCCCUCCUCUUCCCAUGGGGUUCGUCUUCUUCACGUCUUAAGUGAGCUGAAUUGGCUCAGUGAUGGGUCAGAUGAGUGCCAGGGCCAGAAAAGAUUACUGCUUUUGGAGGAAACAAGCUGUUAUAUCAAUCCAACUACUUUGUCCAGCUAAAAUAUUAACAGUAUUGCAGUUGCUCUCCCUAUAGUGGAGAAAAUGCCUAGAAUACACUGAGAGGAACCACUUAAGCUUUCAGAGAUUUUUAACGCUUACAGACAAGUAAGGUAGAAGAGUAAAUCAGCAGAAUAAUAUGUUAUGCUGCAGAUCUUAUAUUACUGUCUAACCAAGCCCCAGAACUGUUCUUUCAAACUCCAUUUUGUUUUGAAGAGCUCUUCGCAUGAUCGUGUAAAAUCAUUCUUCAUAACAUAACAAAUGCUGACAUUAAUCUUCAGAUUUCUUUAUUGAGACAGUAAACAGACUGUAAAGACAAUCUUACUACGUCAGAUAAAAAUGUAGCCCAGCAACUCUAGUUGCAUGAAAGAAUGGAAAAAAGUGCUUUAGUACCUUUUCUUACACACUUGCUACUCAGGACUUUAGCUACUACACAACAAAGAAUACAAAUGGAAGGUUUGGGAUUUUUUUUUCCUUCUUUGUAUCAGUAGCACCUUCUCCUCCUAUUACUGGCUUUCUUGCUAACCCGUCGUAUACGAUGUUAAGAAAGAAUGCAUCCACAUAAUAACAGACCACAAAUAAAGAUUGCAAACA